UUAACUGACUGAGCCACCCAGGCGCCCCUAAACUUUACCCUUUUAAAGUGUACAAUUCAUAGCUUUAGUAAAUCCACCAUAGCUAAGUCCAGAACAUUUUCAUUACUCCCCAAAGAAACUAUCCAUCAACGGUUACUCCCCAUUUCCCCCUGUUCGUAGCCCCCAGCGGCCACCACGCUACGUUCUGUUUCUGUAAUUGGCCUAUUCAGACUCCUUUCACUCACCAUGAUGUUUUCAAGAUCCAUCCAUAUCUACACUUUGUUGCUUUUGUUGCUGAAUGAAAGUCUGUAUAUUACCACAUGUUGUUUAUUCAUUCAUCGCCUGAUGGGCGUUUGGGUUUCUCCUUUUUGGCUAUUAGGCCUUUUUCCCAUGUUUAAUUUUUUAAACUAAUAGAACGUAAUUUUUGGAUCAGUUUUAGAUUUACAGGAAAAGUGAACAGACAGCACAAGAUAAAAGUGCAGGUGGUUCAAGUUCCCAUAUUCCACCCCCCCCCCCACAUACACACAUUCAGUUAAUAUCUUACAGUAGUAUGGCACAUUUGUUACAAUUAGGGGACUGAUAUUGAUACAUUAUUAUUAACUAAAGUCUGUAGUUUAUUCACAUAGCCUUAUUCAGGCAGCCUGUUCAGAUGGCCUGUCAUUUUUCUGUUCCAGGAUGCUGUCCGUCAUUUUUCUGUUUGGAUGCUGUCAUUUUUGUCUUCCAGGAUGCCGCCCCAGACUCCACACUGCAGUUACUUGUCACGUCUGUCUGUAGAGUCCUCUGGGCUUGGACUGCCCUCGUUUUGGUGACCUUGAUAGUUUUGAGGAUGGUUCUGGCCAGGGACACAGGAUGCUCCUCUAUCAGAAUUUGUCUGUUUUUCUCCUGAUCACAUGGGCUCGGGGGAGCACGAUCACAGAGUGCUAUUUUUAUCACAUCACAUGACGGCAUAUACUGUCAAAGGCUUUAUGACUAUUGAUGUAAACACUGGUCACCUGAUGACCUGACUGAAGUGUUUGUGACCCUUCUCCACUUGUAAGGAUCUUUGGAAGGAAGAUAUCUGUAUCUUUAGAAGGAAACCACUCUGCACUGCCUGCGGUAAAAGAGUGAGGAAUUCUUCUGCCACCAGCCCUGUUUAAUAUUUUGGAGCGUUUUUGUUUUUUGGUGUUUUUUUUGUUUUGUUUUGUUUUUUUAAAGCAGGUUCUAUGCCCAACGUGGGGUUUGAACUCAGGACCCUAGGUCUAAGACUUGCAUGCUCUACCAACUGAGCCAGCCAAGCAUCCCUCUUUCCUCCCUUUUAUUAUUUUACUCAUUUAGUUUUUAUCAGUAUGGAUACACACACACGAAUAUUUAUUUUAUGCUUUGGGUUGUAAUCUAAUCCUACUUGCUGGAGUGGCCCCAGCUUUCACCACAGGGGACUUUCACUUGUCUCCUGUGCCCCCUUGACAUACCUCCGUCAAUGGAGAUUCUUUUGUUUUUGUUUCCCAAGCCUUUACUUUUCUCCUUUCAUUUUUAAAUAACCCAAAUCCCCAUAGAUGUUGACUUUAGGAAAACUAACAAUACUCCCUUCCCAGGUCACAGGAUUCCUCUGCGGCCUGCAGAAAUGUGCUUUACCUGCAGGGGGUUGACAGGGAGGCAGCUGGGAGUCUGAGGUUGGAUAAGACACCUGUCACGGCCCUCCCCGAGCUUGGUUUAGUCAUCCCCCAAGUAGUAACUAGUGAACCUGGGAUUCAAACACAAAUCCCUGAGGCUCAAAAGCUCCAUCAUUUGUCCUUCAAGCUACAUAUGAUGGCGAAGGCGAGAAUCCCAGGAGUAGAGCACAAGCUCUUAACAUCCUUUAGAGAAAGCAGUUUUCAAAUUUUAAUCCUGAAGCGACUAGCUACUUUAAACUACUUCUUUGUUAUAGUUUGCUCUUUUACCUGGCUUCUGGUUUCUGGCUGAAAGUUCAUUAUCAUUUACAAACACUAACGGCAGAUUUACUACGACCAUCGGUGGCAUAAUAUGUGUAUGUUGCAUUUUUAGUAGAUGCCUCCUCAAAUUCUUUUCCCAAAUAGGUGGCUAUUACGUUAUGAACAGCCAGUUGCUCAGUAUUUCACCCCAAGAUCCCUAUUUAUAUAACACACAUGAAGUUAAUUCCACCGGACCGUGACUCUGGUCGCUGAGCGUAAGAUUUAAAUGAAGCCAGUCUAGAAAUCGCCACUUCCAAGGAUGUCAGGUGAGCGAAACAGACUUUCUGCCACAUCCCUGUUCUCCAGGGUGGGGACUGCCGACCUAGUGAUUUAGGUAAAGGCCCCGCACCUCUCCCUUGGCCUUGUUGUUAUUAUUAUUAAUGUUUUGUUAAGUAGGCUCCACGCCCAGUGUGGGGCUUGAACUCACAGCCCAUUAGAUCAAGAGUCGGGUGCUACACUGACGGAGCCACCCAGGUGCCCCUGUUUUAAUUUUAAUAUUUUAUUAUUAUAGUGAAAGUGCUUAAGGUUGACUUUUACAAAAGAAGAAGAGAUUGAGAGAUCGUCAGACUGGGUGCAUCCCUUGGUGUUGGGAGGCUAUUUUUGUGAAAACGGGGUUUUUCACACGGGCUCUGGACUGGUUAGAACGUGGCAGAAACCACCUAAUUGGUGAUGGACAUUUGAAAAACAAUUGUGUCAGUGGUCACUUGUUUUACGAAGCCCAAUUUAGGUGCAGAAGUCUAUCUACCCAAGGGUGUGACAUAAAACGUAUUUUAUCCUGUGGUUAAGGGUUCAAAGAAGCUCGGGAAGCGAUGAUGCAAGGCACUUCUCUUUAGCUCUUCUGCUUUCCUUCUACCCCGAACUUCCACAACUUAACGCCGAGACAUUUCAGCCUUUUCUGGAAACCUCAGUUGGGCAGUUAAGGCGGGAAGUAGAAGGGACCGCGGAACCCUCCCUCGCAUUCCCCUGAGUUCGUGGAUAUAGUCAAGAAUGCUUAGGAAUUAAGAAUGGUUCAGCUCAUCAUUCGGGAUGAGCACGGACUCCACCAAUGAAAAUGGGCGAAUAACCGGCUGUGAACCCCGAACACAUACUGUUAGGCUUUUCUUACAAACACCUUAGACAUUUAGUGCCACCACCACCACCCCCCCCCUUUCUAUCCUCCAGGGGAGAGGCCCGAAUAUCGAAGUGGCCACAGAUUGUUGGGUGUCCUAUUUUCCUGCCUCUGCUAUUUGCACGGUUUUCAACGCGCUUUCACCGCGCAUCUUCCUGGGUGGCCGGUGGGUGUCAGGAGAAGGAGGGGGCUGGAGGCUCUUGCCCUGUCGGGUAAGGCGCAGGGAACCCUCACCAUUGGACUGCGUCCGGAGCAAGCGGGGGAGCGCUGGGAGGUAGGGGAGGAGGGGGUGGAAAGGGUGGGGGGCGGUCGACCACUCAAGGACUCGAAGAAGCUCCGAGAAAAGGCAAAGUGCAUCUUUGCUGGGCGGUGUUGGCAACGAGGAGAAACCAACGGAAGAGAAGACCACCACCAAACGGGCAACCAGCCGCAAGCCCUCCUGCUUUUUGGAACACUCCGAACCCGCCCGCCUCCAGCCCGGACCCCCUCGAGGCAGGCGAGCGGCCGGCCACCACCCCUGCGUCUCGCACGACCUGCUCCCCCAUGAACUUGCCCAAACCCGAAAGCCUUCGCUCCACACCGCGGCGCAGCCUCCGGGGCUCCGACGGGGAGGACGGCGAGAUCGACAUCCUGGGAGAGGAGGAGGAUGAGGGCGAGGGGGAGGAGGACGCGGAAGGCGAGGCGGCGGAGGGCCAGCCGUUGCCAGGGCAGCUGCCCCCGCCGGCGACGCGGGAGGCGCGGCGCGGCGCGGGCGCGCGUGGCGGAGGGCUCCCCGAGGGCGGCGGCGCCCCGGCCGACGCCAAGUUGGGCCCCACGUUGGGGGCGUCGAGCGGGUCGGCGGCGGCCUCCGCGGACGGCCCGCAGCCGGCGAAGCCCCCGUACUCCUACAUCGCGCUCAUCACCAUGGCCAUCCUGCAGAGCCCGCACAAGCGCCUCACGCUCAGCGGCAUCUGCGCCUUCAUCAGCGGCCGCUUCCCCUACUACCGCCGCAGGUUCCCCGCCUGGCAGAACAGCAUCCGCCACAACCUCUCGCUCAACGACUGCUUCGUCAAGACCCCGCGCGAGCCGGGCCACCCGGGCAAGGGCAACUACUGGAGCCUGGACCCCGCGUCCCGGGACAUGUUCGACAACGGCAGCUUCCUCCGGCGCAGGAAGCGCUUCAGGCGCCACCGCCCGCCCCCGGGAGCCCACCUGCACCACCCCUUCCCCCUGCCCGCCGCGCCCGCCGCCCUGCACGGCCCCUACCCGGGCCUGCUGCUCGGGAGCCCGGCCCCGCCGCCCCCAGUGCCGGGGGCCUACCCCGCCGCCGCCUCCGGGAGCCGCCCGUGCGCGCUGCUGCACCCGCACCCCCUUCGCUACCUGCUGCUGUCGACCCCGGCCUACGCCGAGACGCCCGGGAAGGCGCCAGGCGCGGACCCGGCCACCCCCGGCGCCCCCUCGGCCGUGCGGCCCUCCCCGGGCUCCCAGCCUUGGGAGGAGGGCAAGGGGUCGGCGGCGCGGCCGGGAGACGGAUGCGCCCCCUUCAGCAUCGAGAGCAUCAUGCGAGGGGUCCGAGGAGGAGGGGGGACGAGGGCCGCGCAGAGUCUGCCCCCGACCCCGUGGGGCUACUGCCACCUGCUGCAGCGUUCGUCGUCAGCAGCAGCAGCAGCAGCAGCAGCAGCAGCGGCAGCAGCAGGAGGACUGUACCAGCGGCCGCGCUCCCAGCGAGGGCGCUCUGCCGGGCCAGCACCUGUCCGCGGCGCGCCUGGGGUGUCCGCCCGGAGCGGGAGGCUCCAGGCCGACAGCGGUGGCCAGCCUUUCCGGCAGAGAGAGCGUCUUGCCGGCCUUCUGAGCGGCAUCCGCAACGCUGUCCUGGCGCUGACCCUGCCGGACACCCCUGGAGCCAAGCCGGGGGACGGCCCUUCGCGCCGCCCGCCCUCGCGCACGCCGCCCCGCGGGGCGGGGACCACGGGGGCGCGUCCGAACGCCGCGUCGCAACCACCACGAACUGGACCACGGUGCGGAUCGCUGCCGACUACGCACAGAGGAAAAGUUGGAUACUGUGCGGCCACCCGGGCGUAACCUUCCGAUGGCGUCCACUCUCGCCCUCACUUUUCCAGCCUCCAGUUGUGGCUUCCAGGGUUUUUCCCAUUACCCAUUUCCAGAGUAACUGUGAACGUGAGUGGGACACUUUGUUCUGGUAUUAAAAAAAAGAAAAAGAAGGAAAAAAUAAAGAAAAUAAACGCCCAGUGCACAACCUGUUUCCCCUCGUUGACUCCCUAGGAAUUGCAAAUAUUAUUCCCCGGUCAAGUGCAAAAUACUUGUUCUUUCUGUCUUCCUGAAAUCGAUGUGUAAUAUAGACUUUUAAUUUUAAAGCGUUGACUUCUAAUGUGUGUGUCUGAUGUGGAAAGAGGCUAAAAUUAAAGCUAGCUAUAUAGACUAAAUAAAAUGCUA
This is a messenger RNA of Prionailurus viverrinus (fishing cat), 5466 nucleotides long. RefSeq names its product forkhead box protein D4-like 1. The transcript is spliced from 2 exons. Gene Ontology annotation, biological process: cell differentiation; regulation of transcription by RNA polymerase II; anatomical structure morphogenesis. The coding region runs from base 3577 to 5094 and encodes 505 amino acids. Gene Ontology annotation, molecular function: RNA polymerase II cis-regulatory region sequence-specific DNA binding; DNA-binding transcription factor activity, RNA polymerase II-specific. NCBI's taxonomy places the organism in Eukaryota, Metazoa, Chordata, Mammalia, Carnivora, Felidae. The record is from RefSeq and is a predicted model, not a curated record.